AGUUUUCUUAAGUAAUGGGUUAAUAAAUUAUUUCACAAUCGUGCCAACAUCCAAUCAUCGUGCAACUACAUAGUGCAGGAGACAGGUAAAUUUUAAUUAUGACAUAGGUACCUAAGUGUUUUCUCAUAAUGUUAAGGUGCAUUUUGGAUGUAUUAUCAUUUUCCAGGGUAUAAUUAUAGAUUCAAUCCUAUUUUGGACAUAUCAAUGUCAGUAUUCUCAAUUUAAAUUUUUUUUUACAAUUCAGUUUUAAUUCUUGGUCCUCCACGGGGAAAAUGUCUAGUAUUUCCUUUUCAUUGUCUUCAUCUAGAUUAAAAUAUUCGUGCAAAUAUCCUUUAUGCAGUAGUGUGUAUAUUAGUAAUUGCCCAGAAAGUCACAGAAAUCAUAGAUUCUUUAAAUUUCCAUUGAAUUCAUCCUUACAAAAAUCUUGGAGGGAGAUCUGUCAUGUAAGUCCAACUAAAAGUGUCACCAAUUAUCGAGUUUGCUCCAAUCACUUUUCUGGUUCUGAUUUUAAUAACCCGAAUAAUCCUGUGCGACUUAGAUGGGAUGCUGUACCACAUAAGAUUGAAAUGCAAAGUGAUCAUAAUUAUUCAAAGGUCCCUAAUGAAAAAAAAGUCCUAUUUGCAGCACAGUCCCAAAGUGUGUCUCAAGAUGUAUUCAUUGAUGUUGCUCAGAUUGACAGAGAACAUCUUUACUCAGUUAGUAAAGAAGAUCUAAGUUCAUUUCAAGAGCAAAAAUCCUUAAAAAUCAUGGUUCCAAAUCUUACAGGUUCUAAUUUACCAAACAUCUCUUUAGACACUGUGAAUCUGGAUAAUACUCCCAUAUCGUCCAGCUCUGAUUUCUCCAGUUUGAAAACUAAGAGAGACCAUAGUGACAAAUACUCUUUUCUUCUUGAGAAAAAGAGGGGCAUUCUUGCCAAGGCAGGACUGUCUAAGGAUAAUCUUACAAAUGAGCAAGAAAUUAUGUAUAAUGUACAUAAGUCUGUGAUGUGUAAGUUAUCUAAGCUUAAGUUUCUUCUCAAGAAUGAAAGAGCUCAUGUUGCAUCUCUAAAAUCGCUAUAUAAUGAUGGUAGGUUCCAGUUUAUUGAGGAAAAUAUUAAUGAGGUAACAAAGGACUUUAUAAACUGCCAAAUUUUAAAUGCAAACCGUCCUCCUUCUGGUCGUAGAUGGUCUUUUAAGGAUAAAGCUUUUUCCCUCUUCAUCUUUAAACGUAGUCCCAGACUGUACAAGUAUUUAAGACAUUUUUUUUCAAUUACCAUCACCUCGUACUCUUCAAUCGAUACUUUCUAAUAUUCCCUUUGAAUGUGGACACAUUAAGCCUAUUCUUGAACAUGUUAAGUUGCAGGCAGAGUCUAUGAGUGACCUAGACCGCUGCUGUGCUCUCAUGUUUGAUGAAAUUUCCUUAACUUCUGGGCUUUUUUAUGAAAAAUCUAAGCAAAGAAUCUCUGGUUUUGAGGAUUUGUGUGAGCUUGGCAGGACCCGUAAUCCGGCAAAUCAUGCUUUGGUUUUUAUGGUAAGGGGCCUAAGAAAACCUUACAAGAUGCCUGUUUCUGGUUUUUUUACUAAAGACACUAUUAAAACUGAGGCUUUAAAAAAACUUAUAUUAUCUUGUAUAAAAGAUUUACAAUUAAUUGGUUUGAAAGU
Anthonomus grandis grandis is the source of this 1640-nucleotide messenger RNA. RefSeq lists its product as uncharacterized. The record is from RefSeq and is a predicted model, not a curated record. Lineage: Eukaryota; Metazoa; Arthropoda; Insecta; Coleoptera; Curculionidae. The coding region runs from base 273 to 1286 and encodes 337 amino acids. The transcript has a single exon.